Messenger RNA from Colletotrichum abscissum, 198 nucleotides. RefSeq lists its product as uncharacterized. The transcript has a single exon. The record is from RefSeq and is a predicted model, not a curated record. Lineage: Eukaryota; Fungi; Ascomycota; Sordariomycetes; Glomerellales; Glomerellaceae. The annotation marks the transcript as partial.
UCACUCACAUUGACACCAAGUAAGGUAGGCGGUGAGCCCAACAGCCGGCGGCAGAAAGUCUCAAUUGGCAAGCUCCUUCCGAAAGCACGGGUCACAUUUCGCGAGAGGAACGAACGGAUAGCUGUAGAUUUACCCACCCAGAUCGAACCACCCGCGCAAACCCGCCGCCCUCUGGGAAUCUGCCGACGGAACCAUUGA